AUGAGUAACGAUUCUUACCAAACCCCUUUAUCUUCCAGAUAUGCUUCCAAGGAGAUGUCUGAGAUCUUCUCAUUGAGAAACCGUUUUACUACUUGGAGAAAGUUGUGGUUGAACUUGGCCAUUGCUGAAAAGCAAGUCGGCUUGGACAUGAUCACAGACGAAGCCAUUGAACAAAUGAAGAAGCAUCUCGUUAUCACUGACGAAGAAAUUGAAGAAGCCAAGAAGGAAGAAGCUAUCGUCAGACACGACGUCAUGGCUCAUGUUCACGUCUUUGGUAACACAUGUCCCGCUGCAGCUGGUAUUAUUCACUUGGGUGCCACCUCUUGUUAUGUCACUGACAAUGCUGACUUGAUCUUUUUGAGAGAUGCCUACGAUGUCUUGAUUCCAAAGUUAGUCAACUUGAUUAACAGAUUGGCUAAGUUUGCUUUGGAAAACAAGGACUUGCCUGUUUUGGGCUGGACUCACUUCCAACCUGCUCAAUUGACCACUGUCGGUAAGAGAGCUACUUUGUGGAUCCAAGAAUUGUUGUGGGAUUUGAGAAAUAUGCAAAGAGCCAGAGAUGAUAUUGGUUUGAGAGGUGUUAAGGGUACCACUGGUACUCAAGCUUCCUUCUUGUCUUUGUUCCAUGGUGACCACGACAAGGUUGAAUUAUUGGACGAAACCGUUGUCAAUUUGUUGGGCUUUGACACUGUAUAUCCUUGCACUGGUCAAACUUACUCCAGAAAGAUCGAUAUCGACGUUCUUAGUCCAUUGGCAUCGUUCGGUGCCUCUUGUCACAAGUUGGCUACCGACAUUAGAUUGUUGGCCAAUUUGAAGGAAAUUGAAGAGCCCUUUGAAAAAUCUCAAAUUGGUUCAUCUGCUAUGGCCUAUAAGCGUAACCCAAUGAGAUGUGAACGUGUCUGUUCUUUGGCUAGACAUCUCGGUGGAUUGUUGAACGAUGCUAUCCAAACCGCUUCUGUCCAAUGGUUUGAAAGAACCUUGGAUGACUCAGCUAUCAGACGUAUUUCUCUUCCAUCAGCUUUCUUGACCGCUGACAUUCUUCUUUCCACUUUAAACAACAUCGCUAGUGGAUUGGUUGUUUAUCCAAAGGUCAUUGAACGUAGAAUUAAGUCUGAAUUGCCAUUCAUGGCCACUGAAAAUGUUAUCAUGGCCAUGGUUGAAAAGGGUGGUUCAAGACAAGAUUGUCACGAAGAAAUCAGAGUUUUGUCACACCAAGCUUCCGCUGUUGUUAAGCAAGAAGGUGGUGACAACGAUUUGAUUGAAAGAAUCAAGAACACAGAAUACUUUAAGCCAAUCUGGGAAGACUUGGACAAUUUAUUGGACCCUUCAACAUUUGUAGGAAGAGCUCCUCAACAAACUGAAAAGUUUGUCAACGUUACAGUUGCCAAAGCUUUGGAACAAUACAAGGACCAAAUCAAUGACGAAACUGUUGCCUUGAGUGUUUAA
Molecule: messenger RNA, 1446 nt
Organism: Lizanozyma spartinae
Lineage: Eukaryota; Fungi; Ascomycota; Pichiomycetes; Serinales; Debaryomycetaceae
Gene: ADE13
Product: adenylosuccinase
Exons: 1
Coding region: 1-1446 (481 amino acids)
Biological process (GO): 'de novo' AMP biosynthetic process
Cellular component (GO): cytosol
Molecular function (GO): (S)-2-(5-amino-1-(5-phospho-D-ribosyl)imidazole-4-carboxamido) succinate lyase (fumarate-forming) activity; N6-(1,2-dicarboxyethyl)AMP AMP-lyase (fumarate-forming) activity
Source: RefSeq, a predicted model, not a curated record